AUGUGUCAGUCAAAACUUAAAAGUACUAUUAUUUUUACUGAGCUUCAGAUCAUGGUUUUCUUGGUUUUAAAAGGUUUCAACUUCGACCGAUGUGGUUCUAAUGCACAUCGUGGUGAAGCACCACGAUUGAUAACAUUUACAAAUAAAGAUAAUAUUGCUGAGGCGUUUAUUGCUGAUGAAAUUAUCAGAGUGUCUAUUCCUGAUCCAAAAACCUGUACAUCAGUCAGUGGACUGCUAGCUGCAUACUAUGUAUGGCACAGAGAAUUUCCUUCGGCUUAUCAGGGUAUACUUGACUAUAUAACCCAUGAGGUGUAUGAAACUCCAUUAAAAAAUAAUUCAACAGUUGCAAAAUAACGAAAACAAUAAAAACGAAAGAUUGAAAAUUGCUUGAAUAAACGAAAUACCAAGGCUAAUGAAUUGAUUUUUAUA
Messenger RNA from Agrilus planipennis (emerald ash borer), 429 nucleotides. RefSeq lists its product as uncharacterized. NCBI's taxonomy places the organism in Eukaryota, Metazoa, Arthropoda, Insecta, Coleoptera, Buprestidae. Bases 1 to 354 code for a protein of 117 amino acids. The transcript is spliced from 2 exons. The record is from RefSeq and is a predicted model, not a curated record.